Molecule: messenger RNA, 1288 nt
Organism: Camelina sativa (false flax)
Lineage: Eukaryota; Viridiplantae; Streptophyta; Magnoliopsida; Brassicales; Brassicaceae
Product: E3 ubiquitin-protein ligase RMA3
Biological process (GO): ubiquitin-dependent protein catabolic process
Cellular component (GO): endoplasmic reticulum
Molecular function (GO): ubiquitin protein ligase activity; metal ion binding
Source: RefSeq, a predicted model, not a curated record
UUAGGAUUUGACCUUUAGAGGCACAAGUCAAUUCAGAAUUGCUCUCAAGGGGGCUUUCAGGGUAGAAAGAUCUUGAAAAGAGUCUCCUUUUAUUGGUUAGAGGAUAAACCUAAACAGGUUUCUAUGAAAAAUGAAAUCAAACAUUUGGCAUGUAAUAGUUUUGAUUGUAUGCAUGUAUAGUAAAUUUUCUGAUUCAUUCAACUUGUGGUGGUGAUAAUUCCUUAGUUUUCUUUGUAAUUUCUGAUCUUAUAUGACUCUGUAGACAACAUUUGUUAUUAUACGCAUAGCUGAUAAUCGAUAAUACUUUGUUGUCCUUGACAGAAUCUUAUCUCCAAUGGAAGGGAACUUCAUUAUGUCUGAUGCUCAACGAACACAUGAUGAUGGCUUCAUAGUCAAACAAAAACCUGAUCUCAUCACGGGUUCAAAGGGAGGUCAAGCUAAUGAAAGUGGUUGUUUUGAUUGCAACAUCUGUCUAGACUCGGCUCAUGAUCCUGUCGUCACUCUCUGCGGACACCUUUUCUGCUGGCCUUGCAUUUACAGGUGGUUACAUGUUCAGUUAUCAUCUGUCUCCAUUGAUCAGCACCACAACAACUGCCCUGUCUGUAAAUCCAACAUUACCAUCACCUCAUUGGUUCCUCUCUAUGGAAGAGGCAUGUCUUCGUCUUCUUCCACGUUUGCCUUUAAGAAACAGGACGCAGGAUCCACUGAGAUACCCCGCAGACCUGCUCCAUCGACCUUGUACAACCCAAUCUCUUCAGGAUCAUCUCUGAGCCCAAGCUUGCAACAUCAAACUCUGUCUCCAACAUUCCAUAACCACCAGUAUUCCCCUCGUGGCUUCACCACAACCGAAUCAACCGACCUUGCCAAUGCAGUAAUGAUGAGUUUUCUCUACCCGGUGAUUGGGAUGUUUGGGGACAUGGUCUACACCAGGAUAUUUGGGACUUUUACAAACACAAUAGCUCAGCCUUACCAAAGCCAGAGGAUGAUGCAGCGUGAGAAGUCUCUUAAUCGGGUAUCAAUAUUUUUCCUUUGUUGCAUCGUCCUUUGCCUCCUACUCUUCUAGCUCUCUCUCUCUCUCUUUUGUAUAGUCUGUGUUGUAAAUAGGCUGUAAAACUCGAAGCCUGUGGUUUAAGAACUACUGCAGACGCUAUUGUUCCGAGUUAGGUCUCAAAUUGCUGGCCAAUUUCUUGUUGUGUAUUGCACAGAUAUAGAUAUAUGUGCUUGUAUGAUGUAUCUAAUAUUCAUGAACCAUGUCUAUGUUAAAGAAGCAUCUUAACAGUUCAUCAUC